ACAUGUAUAAAUAUUUCUCUGUUUUUUUACUUGUGCGAGGUCGUUGCAAGUUCAGGUGUAUGUAUAUGUAUAUAAAUACGAUUCAUCCAAUAAAUGAUAUAUGUAAAUGUGUGUACUAUACAGAUAUGUAUGAAAGAUUAUCAUAAUGUCACGUGCUUCUGGCUUGCUUUCGUUUCUAGCUUAUCACGUGAAAAAGCAGAAAAAAGUCAAUUUCAUUGUUUUUAAAACGUGAACUAAAAGUAGAUAAAUAACAUAUUCUCAUUGUGUUUUUUCAGUAGCUAUACUUUGUGACUGCUACUAGACCCAGAGGUUAUGUUGAAAAUUAUUAUAAUUCGAGCUUCUAUAAUCGUUAAACAUGUAUUUAUAAUAUAAUAGUUUGAUAUUAUGUUUAAUUUUCGUCAAAAUCUAACAUGUUUGUAUCCAUAAGUCAUAUGUAUUAAACGUAAUAAGAAUAAUAAAGCAAUGAAAAUAUAUGAAGAAUAAUAAAUUUGUAAUACUCGUACAAAGAAGUUACAUUAACAAUGAAUGCUGUGAUUGCUUUAUGUAUUUUUUGUGAAUCACAUGGACCUAAAGUAAUAUUCACAACUCAAACGUAUCGUAAUUACGAUAAUCAAAGUACAGAGAAAUUGAAAUUUUAUGGACCAAAAGAAAUAUUAAGACGGAGUCAAAAUAUUGUUGAAGAUGAGCAGUAUGAAUGCGAAGGAUGUCAAAGCAUUGGCAAUGUAAAGUACCUAAGUAAUGAACAUGAAACUAGGACAUCAUUCCUUUCUGCUCAACAAUCAUUAACGCAAGAUGUUUGGUGCCUGUUAAAACAUGCAUGUUUUAGGAGUUUAAGCUGUGAAGUACAUCCUGGUAAAGAAGGUGUUUGCUACUUUGGAGAUGAAUAUAGGGGGCAUGUUUUAAGUCAUACAUUUACAUUAAAAGAUGCCCAGGCAAGAGGUUUUCGCAAAUGGUGCAGUUUUAUUGUUUUCAUGAGAGACAAACAAUUUCUCUUAAACAUGUGGCCUUUUUUAGUUGACAAUUUAAAAGAAGUGAUUAGAGAGCUACAAGACUUUGCUGAAAAAAAAUACAAUGCAGAAGAAGCAGAGUGUCCACAAAGAGUUGUUCGUUUGUCAACUAACAAUGGAUCAGGAUCAUAUAAUAGUUCAAACAAACAGCCUAGAACUUUAACCAACAUAACUAAUGAAAAACAUGUUUUUAUACGAAUCCACAUGUGGUUAGUAUGGAUUCUUAGUGCAGGAGCAAGACAUUUUGUGGAAAUUUUUCCCAUGAGUUUGUUAGAUGAUGAAUUAAACUAUAAUUUGGAGCAUCAGAUCGAAACUGAAGAUGGAUUCACUUUAGUAAAUGCUAAAUUACCUAUAAAUUUAAAUUUAAAUUCGAAUGAACAAGAAAUAACAUCUGAAUUCUCAGAAGUCUCAGGAAAAUCCACUACAGUAAUACUUAGAGAUUUAAGAAUCACGUUAGGAAAAGAACAGUUUAGGCAACUUUUAUAUUCUAGUUUAACAGGUGUUCAAAUUUUGGUAAGAGGUCCAAAUAUUCAAAGAUUGGAAUCUUUGUAUGGACUUAGUUCUCUUAUUCCACGUGCAUGUAGAAGAGUUAAAACUCAAGCAACAGAAUAUAUGGAUCCUAAUAAGUGCAACUUUAUCGGCGUGGAUACAUCAGUGGCUGUACCUUUACCAUGUGCAAAUGUAUGUAGAUUGGAUAUUAUAUCUGGUGAGCAUAAAAUUGAAAAUUCGAGCUCGCAUGUCGUUAGAUGGACAGGUACAUUACCGCUUAAGCUUCCAACGUUACUGACAAAGAUUGAAAAAUCACUUGAUAAUGAAAAACUUGGAAAUUCUACUCUUAAAGCACAUUUUGCUGCACUACAAGAAGAAUGGGCAAACAUAGCGAAAGUAGUUCAUGCCAUGAAAGGUCGUGGACAUAGUGGUGACCUUUCUGGACUUAUGCUUAGCUUAGGUGCUGGACCUCAUGAUAAAAAAUUAUUAGAUGCUUGGUCAAUGGGAUUACCGCCAAAUCCAGCAUAACUUUAUAAUCAAUUCAAAAUGUUUUACGUGUUGUAGAGUAUUAUUUGGUAACAAUUAAUUUAAUAUACGUGUAUUCUGCUAUUUGUAUUUUAAAUUUGUUCUUUCAAUAUUUAUAUAUUCAAGG
Messenger RNA from Megachile rotundata (alfalfa leafcutting bee), 2148 nucleotides. RefSeq names its product folliculin. The record is from RefSeq and is a predicted model, not a curated record. NCBI's taxonomy places the organism in Eukaryota, Metazoa, Arthropoda, Insecta, Hymenoptera, Megachilidae.